GCGCACAAGAGCAGGCUCACACACCCACCUGACCAGCCCACAGACCACACCUCUCGCUCGGCCGCCCUCCUGGACAUCAUACUAGUCGCUCGCUGACAGUCUGCUUGCGGGCCUCGAUCGACGCUCGUGUCAGACCUGCUGUGGGUGUGUGUAUGCAGCAUAAUGGAGCAGGCGAAACCCCGAACGGAGAGUCGCCUCCGCUUUCCUUUAGCGCAGCAGCUCCACUCCAAAUGGCAGCAUCACGAGUGAGGAGGACGGUCCCUCCUCAACCGAGAGUGAUGGUGGUGUUUUCGGCUGCGAGUGACACUGAAAAUCAGGGAGAUGCGAUGUCGGGCGCGGACACCGGGGAAGAGGAGUAUCGCAAACCACUCAAACCUGUCCCUAAUCUUAAUCUAGGGAGGUCCCUUCGCACCUUAGACGUACCCGAGGAGUUUCCAGAGGUCAUCCCCCUGAAUGUAGGAGGUACAUAUUUCACCACUCGGCUGUCCACCCUGCGACGCUAUGAGGACACAAUGCUGGCCGCAAUGUUUAGUGGCCGUCACCACAUUCCCAGGGAUGCAGAGGGACGAUAUUUCAUUGACCGAGACGGAGCAUAUUUUGGGGACAUUCUGAAUUUCUUGAGAGAGGGAGAGCUGCCUCAGAGGGACCGUGUUCGUGCGGUGCACAGGGAAGCUCAGUUUUAUGCUAUUGGGCCUCUUUUGGAAAGCUUGGAAGACACUCAGCCACUUACCGGAGAGAAAGUGCGACAGGCUUUUCUCGAUCUUUUGCCCUAUUAUAAAGAAAAUCUUGAGCGCAUUGUGGAGAUUGCAAAACUUCGUGCCAUGCAGCGGAAGGCUCGUUUUGCAAAACUUAAGAUCUGUGUGUACAAGGAGGAGAUGCCCAUCACCCCCUAUGAAAGACCGCUGUUCAAUUCGCUGCGAUUUGAGCGCUCGGAGAGUGAGGCCAAGCUGUUUGAGCACCAUUGUGAGGUUGAUGUGUCCUUCGGACCAUGGGAGGCAGUGGCGGAUGUUUAUGACCUUCUUCACUGCAUAGUAAGCGACCUGGCAGAGCGUGGCAUCUCUGCUGACCAGCAAUGCAUCGGCGUGUGUGACAAACACCUCAUCAACCACUACUACUGCAAAAGGCCAAUCUAUGAGUUUAAAAUCACCUGGUGGUGAAGGUGAGGGGUUUCAGCUGGUGUUUCUCUUGCCAAGAACUAAUACAUGCAAGUCUGAGCAAAUGCUUUUUGCUGCUGUCUACAGUUACAUGAAACCAGCAGGAUCAUAGAGUCUUACUCAACGUGAGCGGAAAUAAUGUCACCUUU
Molecule: messenger RNA, 1303 nt
Organism: Carassius carassius (crucian carp)
Lineage: Eukaryota; Metazoa; Chordata; Actinopteri; Cypriniformes; Cyprinidae
Gene: kctd7
Product: potassium channel tetramerization domain containing 7
Exons: 4
Coding region: 153-1157 (334 amino acids)
Biological process (GO): protein homooligomerization
Molecular function (GO): protein binding
Source: RefSeq, a predicted model, not a curated record